AACAAUAUACACAAGGCAAUUGAACGGUCAUAUUUUCCUUUAAAAUAACUUUCAAAGAUAACAAAACAGUUCGCUUCGGCCCUUGGUGAAUUUCGGCAAGAAUUUGCGGCGAUCGUGAAGCGAAUUCUGACGCAGUUUUAUCCGAAAAACCGUAUCGCAAGAUUGGAGAAAUUUCGAAGACACAUAUAUUCUUUUGUUUAGCAAGUGAUUAAAACUAAUAUUUUAAUAAAGUACUGCCAUACUCGAGUUGGUUUAAAAGUCGUACGACUUCGACAUAGAAAACCAAACGCCGGAAACGAUCAAGGAAUUCGUACCAAUUCUUGACUCGUCAAAAAGGUGGGUAAAAUUUGAAGAUAUACUAACUUUUUAAAGUCGAUAUAUUUGGCAUUAAGGGUUGUUUCAGCUGUGCGAGCGAUAGAUAUACUUGAUAAAUAUCAUAAACAAUAAAGUCGAUAUGGAAAACUAAGAAACAACAAUUAACCACGUUAACAAUUUAUAACGAUAAAACCUAAAUGAACUUUUGAUGUGGAAUGAAGCGCUUCAGUUUCGAAAAACGUUGGCAAACAGAGUUGAAAGCUUUAGAGUUUAGGAAGGAUCUCAUAAGAGCUUUGAAGUGCUGUAUAUCUUGUCAAAACGUAUGCUACGAAAGUUCAAUUUUUCAAACUAUUAUUUAUUUUGGGAUUAGCGUAGGUUUUGAUGCUAUUUCCUGCUUAUAUAACAUCGUAUUGCAAUUGCAUUUUGUGACAUUUUGUAGUUCGUUGGCGAUUCCAUACACAGAGCUGAAAUAUGGAUGGCAGAUUGGCAGUGAAACGGCGUCGCGAGGAUAACCCAGCCCUCACAUACGGCGAUGCGUUUCGUUACAAUAUUUACAGACAAACACACCCGUUUAAUGCAGCCGUUUCGUGUAAGAAAAAUUGCUCAAGUGAUGCGAAUGCUUCCCAAACGCAUUCGGGGAAAACUACCACAUUUACGGGGAGGUAAUUUGAUGGAUUACAUUUAUGCGUUUGUAUGUACUGUGUUAGUUUCAUAGCUUUUACAAUGUUCAUAGUCGGGACGUGUAAUUAUAAAUAAUCUUUCCAGAUUUUCAUUGUAGACUGACAGUAUAUAAUUUGUACAAGGUUUAAAUUUUAGGAUUAUAUGAUUUCGUGAAUAUCAGCAUGACGAGAUCAUCUUCACUUCGGUUGAAUAUUUGCGCUCAUGAACAAUCGCGCUCGGAUCGAAAGCCGCUUUUUUCGAAAUAAUAAACAUCCAGAGUAGCAGAUUAUAUUUAUCAUGCAUGCAAAUCUACAAGAAACUUAUUCUAUAAGUUACAAAACUAUAGUCUUGACUGACUUUAUUUGUCAGUUUUAUUAUAAGGCAAGCAUCUUUGGGCCACAAGAUACGGCCAACCAAUCUUUAAAGCUCAGUUUGAAUUUUAAAACAUUAAUAAUUAAUAAAUCAUUGUUUAUAGUCAGUAUUAGCUAUGUAAUUAAAUAAUAUUUUGACAUUCGAAUGGCUUUUGAAAUCAUAUUACUUUCUAUUUUGAGAACUUAACCAGAAAUUGCUUGACGCGAAUUCGUUGCUAAUUCUUUGCCGAAAUUGAAACGGCGUGUCCACGGCAGAUGUUUUUCGGGUUUCGGGCAAAGCAAUCCGUUAAAAUACUCUUAUACUUCGGCCAUUAAAAAUUUAUCAAACGAAGCACAUUUAUUUAAAUAAGUUGACUUGUUGGCUAUAAGCCCGAUUUAUUGAUUAUGCGCCCUUUUAUGGCGAAAACUCCGAAGAUUAACUGCUGAUAUAUAGUUGCGCACAUAACUGAUUAAUAUAUAUAUAUAUAUAUAUAUAUAUAUAUAUAUAUAUAUAUAUAUAUAUAUAUAUAUAUAUAUAUAUAUAUAUAUAUAUAUAUAUAUUUGAUUGUCAUGCCUGGAUUAUUUCUGUCGGUUGGUUUAUUUUAAACCAAAAAAGGGACUUCUUCAGGCAAAUUGUGAGAUUAUUUAUUAAAUUCCUCAGACGUUUCGCCAGUUAAGGCUUCAUCAGUGAGUACAAUAAUCUGAAUAAUAAAUAAUUUUAUUAUUAUAAAUAAUAAUUAUAUUUGUUUCGUAUGGCAAACUAUAAGCUUGCCACACUCAUCAGGUGAAUCACCUGAUGAGUGUGGCAAGCUUAUAGUUUGUCAUACGAAACAAAUUUGUCGUGAAUAAAUGUUUUAAACGAAGUAACUCAAGUUUGUCUUUUAUCUGCUCUACUUUCGUAUCGAGCACUCUAUUCGUAUGAUUCGACACUCAAUAUAUAUACUUGACAUUCGCCUAUAUAUAUAUAUAUAUAUAUAUAUAUAUAUAUAUAUAUAUAUAUAUAUAUAUAUAUAUAUAUAUAUAUAUAUAUAUAUAUAUAUAUAUAUAUAUAUAUAUAUAUAUAUAUAUACAAUAAUUACAUAGUAAUUAAUCUCAGUCUAUUAUUGACUAUUAUUUAGUCUUGCCGAGGUUUACGGAAAAGCGCUGAACAACGUUCUCAAUAUUCAACCGAAAUAUUCAACCGUAUGAUUCGACACUCAAUAUAUAUACUUGACAUUCGCCUAUAUAUAUAUAUAUAUAUAUAUAUAUAUAUAUAUAUAUAUAUAUAUAUAUAUAUAUAUAUAUAUAUAUAUAUAUAUAUAUAUAUAUACAAUAAUAUACAAUAAUCAAUAAUUACAUAGUAAUUAAUCUCAGUCUAUUAUUGACUAUUAUUUAGUCUUGCCGAGGUUUACGAAAAAGCGCUGAACAACGUUCUCAAUAUUCAACCGAAUUUCAAGAUGGACGAGAACCACAACAAGAACACAAUCGCGGAGAAAAAGCCCCUAGCGGCUUUAGAUACCCCGCACUUUCAGCCCCCCGGGGGAUGCAAACAGCUCCACGUUUCACGCAAAGAAUCACAUCUAUCACAGCACCCGAUUAACGACGACAAGAAACUUAAUUCGACAAAUAAAUCUGCAUUUCAUGUCCCAGAGAAAAGACGCCUUUCAAAUUCCGGCCAAUCACGGUACGGAAACUGGUCACAUGAUCACCCGUAUCCCUAUACGGUAAACUAUCCCGGCGAUUAUUACCACCCCAUUCACCCACCGGCAUUUUAUCCCCGAUACGACAACUUGUACCUGGAAAGCUGCAAUUAUUACCCGGCACCUCGAAGGCGGGAAUUUCCCGUGUUUACACACGUGUUGCCAUGGUUACAAUUCGAGAGGGACUAUAAGCCAAUGACGUCAUCACCAAAUAAACCAAUGACGUCACCAAGGUUCACAGAACUGUGCCCGAAAGGCAGUCUAGGAUACGACACGAGAAAGGACAUAAAAACUGAUAGUGCGCAAAAUCAAAUUCGACCCACGCCCUUGAGAAGUGAGGACAAGUCCGCUGACCAUAAGAAGGGUGGGAACGCAGGCUCGGAAAAUUUCGAAGAUUCGCGCAUGCGCAAUGGUGAAAAAUGCAACAAAAGCCCAGACUUACCUAACGUUAAGACAAGACGUAUGCGAGCGGUCGAGAAAAGGCAUGACUUGAGCACUACAAGCAAAAAGGAUAGUUUUGGAAGCCCAAAAGAAGAGUUCCUAUUUAGUCUGGGAUUGACGAGGAAAGACCAUGAGGGAUAAUGGUAGUCAUUGAAGGUACAUUGUAGGAUAGACCGGUGUUUUGUAGAAACGUAAUAUUACAAAAGUUGAAAUAAAAUUUGUAUAAAUUGUGA
Messenger RNA from Paramuricea clavata, 3678 nucleotides. Lineage: Eukaryota; Metazoa; Cnidaria; Anthozoa; Malacalcyonacea; Plexauridae. The record is from the annotation of a GenBank genome assembly.